UCACCACCGAACAGAUAAACGCCGUGACGUCGAAUCCAAGAUGGCGGGAUCCCGAGCCACGAUGAAAUUCUGGAAGCCGGGGUCCGAAGCGCCCGGGAUCGCCGAGGAACGUGAACUCAACACCGAGAUCACAGGCUCCACCGUCGUUUUCAAUCCUUUUAUUUCCCUUUCCAUCGAGAAGCAGAGACAGAAGCUCCCCGUUUUCAAGCACAGGAACAACAUCCUGUAUUUGGUGGAGAGCUUUCAGACUGUCGUCAUCGUUGGGGAAACUGGAUGCGGGAAGACGACGCAGAUCCCCCAGUACUUGCUGGAGGCCGGCUGGGCGGCGGAGGGGAGGGUGAUUGGCGUGACCCAGCCUCGACGCGUGGCCGCUAUCUCUGUAGCAGGCCGUGUUGCGGAGGAGAGAGGCGCCCGGUUAGGGCACGAGGUGGGCUACACCAUUCGAUUUGACGACUGCUCUGAUCUUCACGCUACAAGGAUCAAGUUCCUUACAGAUGGAAUAUUAAUCCGGGAGAUGAUGGCUGAUCCGUUGUUGAAAAAAUACAGUGUGUUGAUGCUGGAUGAAGCACACGAGAGAACAUUGUACACAGACAUCGCCAUUGGUCUGCUGAAGAAGAUCCAGAAGAAGCGUCAAGACCUGCGGCUGAUUGUGGCCUCUGCAACUCUGGAUGCCAAGAAAUUCCAUGAGUUCUUCAACUUGAACGAAUCUGGAGAUCCCAACAAGGAUACGUGCGGCAUCCUAACUGUGGAGGGCCGCACCUUCCCGGUGGAUAUUUUCUACACUGUCAGCCCUGUACCCGACUAUUUGAAGGCUGCAGUGGAGACUGUGAUGAAAAUACACGAGACAGAGGAUGCUGGAGAUGUUCUGGUGUUCCUUACCGGACAGGAAGAGGUGGAGAAGGUGGUGUCCCUUUUACAGGACCAGGCCAGGUCCAUGUCACGACAGGGGAUGAAGAAACACCUGAGAAUUUUGCCAAUGUAUUCCGGUUUACCUUACGCCGAGCAGAUGAAGGUCUUUGAGCGGGUGGCUGUUACAGUUCGCAAAGUGGUGGUGGCCACUAACAUAGCUGAGACAUCCAUCACCAUCAAUGGCAUAGUUUUUGUCAUCGACUGUGCUUUUGUCAAACUCCGUGCGUAUAAUCCCAGCACGGCCAUUGAGUCACUGGUGGUAACGCCCAUCUCCAAAGCUUCGGCAAGCCAGCGAGCAGGGAGAGCCGGCCGGAACCGACCAGGGAAAUGCUUCAGACUCUACACAGAGGAGGACUUUGAGAAACUGCCUCAGUCUACUGUGCCAGAGAUGCAGCGCACCAACUUGGCCCCAGUUAUCUUGCAACUCAAAGCUUUGGGCAUUGACAAUGUUCUGCGGUUCAGCUUCCUUUCUCCUCCUCCAGCUCAGAGUAUGGUUCAGGCUCUUGAGCUUCUUUAUGCUCUCGGAGGCUUGGACAAUUAUGGACGUUUGACCGAUCCCAUGGGCGUGCGGAUGGCGGAAUUCCCACUUAGUCCCAUGUUUGCCAAGAUGCUAUUGGAGUCGGGAAACUUUGGCUGCUCCAAAGAGAUUGUCACCAUUGCGGCAAUGAUGCAGAUUCAGAAUAUCUUCGUAGUACCUCCCAAUCAGAAGAAAGCAGCUGCCCGUGAACACAGGAAAUUUGCUGUUGCCGAAGGAGAUCACCUCACCAUGCUGAAUGUGUAUGAAGCUUACAUGAAGCACCAGAAGAGCUCCAAGUGGUGUCAGGAGCAUUUUCUCAACUACAAAGGUCUGCAGCGCGCUGUGACCGUACGAGAGCAGCUGCGGCGUCUCAUGGCCAAGUUCAAGGUGGUGUGGACUUCCAGCGAAGGGGAUCCUGAUGUCAUCCUGAGGUGCAUUGUGUCUGGGUUUUUUGCUAAUGCAGCACGCAUUCACCACUCUGGUUCCUAUCGGACUUUACGAGACGAUCGUGAGCUUCACAUCCACCCCAACUCUGUACUGUACGGAGAAAAACCACCAAAAUGGGUUGUCUUCAAUGAAGUGUUGCAGACAAGCAAGUACUUCAUGCGAGAUGUGACUGCAGUGGAGUCGUCCUGGCUGGUUGAGUUGGCCCCUCACUUCUACAAGCAGGCUAAACACGAUUCACUUGGCAGCAAGCAGUCCCGUAUUCAGUAAAGUCGUUCAUCAUUUCGCCCUCUCACUGUAUAUAAAUACGUCAUAUUUAUUGAUCAUGUCCAUGUGUACAAGUGCAUUUGCUUUUUGGUAGAAACUUUAAAAUUCGGUCCAUGUGGGCGCGAUUGUUAAUGAAUGUGAGACAAAGUCAUACUUGUACAUAGUCAGAGAAGGCUCAGGUCCGGGGAAUUCUUGCAGUCAUACCUGGUUUGAGGCUGUAUUAUUUUUGUAGAAUUCUUUGAUUGCUGGAUGACAAAUGCCUGGGGAAAAAAAUGAAACGAGGAUAUUUUGACACUUGUUUUCUUUUUUAAUUCAUUUGCCCUGUCAUAACCUAGGUGCCUUUAGGAAUGUAACUGAUAACUUCAGCUCCCGUUUAUUUUUAGGUUCUUAAAUUAGUCCUGUGACGACACUGUGAAGAGACCUUUUGUGUAAACAUCCUACUUGAAGUCCAGAUUGUGCAGCCUUUUCACCGUUCAGUGCCAAUUUCCUUCCAUCAGCCUGCUUCUCAUUUCAUUCCUCAAUGAAUUGUGCAAUUACACAUAAAUAUUGUACACGGAAAGCUGUGAAAACCAGACAAUGUGACAUGUUAACGUUGCGUCGUUAAAUGACGUUAAAUGCACUUGGAUGUCGCCUAAAGCCUCAAAAGAACUAGCAUUUAUAAUAUAUAUCUGUUCCAUUUUUUUUUGUUCGCUGCCAGAAUGUCCACAGAUCUUCAAUCGUUCUAAUUUUCCAUCUACCUUAGAAAUACGGUACUAUAGUUCAAUAAGUAGGCUUGCCAUAUUGUGACUUAGUACCUACAAAUACUAAUGUUGUGCAGGUUUCCCUAGAUUUCAGCCAAAACAUCAGCAAACCAUCUAUUAAACAUUUGUCAUUAUAUUACAAGAAUAGCUGUUAAUCAAGAGCAUUCAGUAAUUUAGACAGACGUGCAUGAUUUCUUGUACCACUGAUGUAGAUCUAUAAAACUAAUCGCAGCUCACGAAAGCACAAAAUACAGUAGCUGGGCAAACCUACCGUUGCAUGUUUAAAGUGGUCUGAGGCAUGUUCAUAAAGUUAUUGCCAACAUAAGUACUUGGCAGCUUCUUUUUCUUCCUCACAUCCUGGAAUAAAAUCUCAUCACUGCA
Messenger RNA from Syngnathoides biaculeatus (alligator pipefish), 3258 nucleotides. RefSeq names its product DEAH-box helicase 35 (gene dhx35). Gene Ontology annotation, molecular function: ATP binding; RNA binding. Gene Ontology annotation, cellular component: intracellular anatomical structure; catalytic step 2 spliceosome. The coding region runs from base 41 to 2140 and encodes 699 amino acids. The record is from RefSeq and is a predicted model, not a curated record. The transcript is spliced from 21 exons. NCBI's taxonomy places the organism in Eukaryota, Metazoa, Chordata, Actinopteri, Syngnathiformes, Syngnathidae.